AUGGUGCCUGACUGGUCCCACGCUCCUCAUGGCGACUGUCCUGCUCCAGACACCAAAACAUGGUGCCUGACUGGUCCCACGCUCCUCACGGCGACUGUCCUGCUCCAGACACCAAAACAUGACUCGCCCCUCGGCUUCGCCGACCAACCCAUUUUGCUCCCUUCCAUAAAAUUUGGGGGCUGCCUCUCGGGCUUCCAUAGUGUUCGUGAACUUCGGAGUCGCCGUUGCUCCUCCUACGCUGCCUCUGCCUGCUUCCAUGGCAGGGUCUUGUCCCCUGCCAUAACUUCCUCCCAUGUCCACGAUGUCCUCCUGGGCCCAGGAUCCCUGCUCCUCCUGACCACGCUGCUUGGUCCUUUGGUGGUGGGAUCUUCUGUCAUGAUCGUCAUAAUGAUUGGACCAAGCCCUGCCCUCAUACCACCCUCCAGCCCUGCCCUCAUACCACCCUCUAGCCCUGCCCUCAUACCACCCUCCAGCCCUGCCCUCAUACUACCCUCCAGCCCUGCCCUCAUACCACCCUCCAGCCCUGCCCUCAUACCACCCUCCAGCCCUGCCCUCAUACCACCCUCCAGCCCUGCUCUCAUACCACCCUCCAGCCCUCCCCUCAUACCACCCUCCAGCCCUGCUCUCAUACCACCCUCCAGCCCUGCCCUCAUACUACCCUCCAGCCCUGCCCUCAUACCACCCUCCAGCCCUGCCCUCAUACCACCCUCCAGCCCUGCCCUCAUACCACCCUCCAGCCCUGCCCUCAUACCACCCUCUAGCCCUGCCCUCAUACCACCCUCCAGCCCUGCCCUCAUACCACCCUCCAGCCCUGCCCUCAUACUACCCUCCAGCCCUGCCCUCAUACCACCCUCCAGCCCUGCCCUCAUACCACCCUCCAGCCCUGCCCUCACACUACCCUCCAGCCCUGACCUCAUACCACCUCCCACCCCUGUUCUCAUACCACCCUCCAGCCCUGCCCUCAUACCACCUCCCACCCCUGUUCUUAUACCACCCCCCACCCCUGUUCUCAUACCACCCCCACCCCUGUUCUCAUACCACCCCCACCCCUGUUCUCAUACCACUUCCACCCCUGUUCUCAUACCACCCACACCCCUGUUCUCAUACCACCCCCCACCCCUGUUCUCAUACCACCCCCACCCCUGUUCUCAUACCACCCCCACCCCUAUUCUCAUACCACCCCCACCCCUGUUCUCAUACCACCCCCACCCCUGUUCUCAUACCACCCCCCACCCCUGUUCUCAUACCACCCCCACCCCUGUUCUCAUACCACCCCCCACCCCUGUUCUCAUACCACCCCCACCCCUGCCCUCAUACCACCUCCCACCCCUGUUCUUAUACCACCCCCCACCCCUGUUCUCAUACCACCCCCCACCCCUGUUCUCAUACCAUCCCCCACCCCUGUUCUCAUACCACCCCCCACCCCUGUUCUCAUACCACUCCCCACCCCUGUUCUCAUACCACCCCCACCCCUGUUCUCAUACCACUUCCACCCCUGUUCUCAUACCACCCCCACCCCUGUUCUCAUACCACCCCACCCCUGUUCUCAUACCACCCCCACCCCUGUUCUCAUACCACCCCCACCCCUGUUCUCAUACCACCCCCCACCCCUGCCCUCAUACCACCCCCACCCCUGUUCUCAUACCACCCCCACCCCUAUUCUCAUACCACCCCCACCCCUGUUCUCAUACCACUCCCACUCCUGCCCUCAUACCACCCCCACCCCUGUUCUCAUACCACUCCCACUCCUGCCCUCAUACCACUCCCACCCCUGCCCUCAUACCACCCCCACUCCUGUUCUCAUACCACCCCCACUCCUGUUCUCAUACCACCCCCACCCCUGUUCUCAUACCACCCCCACCCCUGUUCUCAUACCACCCCCACCCCUAUUCUCAUACCACCCCCAUCCCUGCCCUCAUACCACCCCCAUCUCUGCCCUCAUACCACUCCCACUCCUGCCCUCAUACCACCCCCACCCCUGCCCUCAUACCACUCCCACUCCUGCCCUUAUACCACUCCCACCCCUGCCCUUAUACCACCCCCCACCCCUGCCCUCAUACCACCCUCCAGCCCUGCCCUCAUACCACCCUCCAGCCCUGCCCUCAUACCACCCUCCAGCCCUGCCCUCAUACCACCCUCCAGCCCUGCCCUUAUACCACCCCUCCAGCCUUGCCCUCAUACCACCCUCCAGCCCUGCCCUCAUACCACCCUCCAGCCCUGCCCUCAUACCACCCUCCAGCCCUGCCCUCAUACCACCUUCCAGCCCUGCCCUCAUACCACCCUCCUAGCCCUGCCCUCAUACCACCCUCCAGCCCUGCCCUCAUACUACCCUCCAGCCCUGCCCUCAUACCACCCUCCAGCCCUGCCCUCAUACCACCCUCCAGCCCUGCCCUCAUACCACCCUCCAGCCCUGCUUUCAUACCACCCUCCAGCCCUCCCCUCAUACCACCCCUCCAGCCCUGCCCUCAUACCACCCUCCAGCCCUGCCCUCAUACUACCCCUCCAGCCCUGCCCUCAUACCACCCUCCAGCCCUGCCCUCAUACCACCCUCCAGCCCUGCCCUCAUACCACCCUCCAGCCCUGCCCUCAUACUACCCUCCAGCCCUGCCCUCAUACCACCCUCCAGCCCUGCCCUCAUACUACCCUCCAGCCCUGCCCUCAUACCACCCUCCAGCCCUGCCCUCAUACCACCCUCCAGCCCUGCCCUCAUACUACCCUCCAGCCCUGCCCUCAUACUACCCUCCAGCCCUGCCCUCAUACCACCCUCCAGCCCUGCCCUCGGCCGUGACUGAACUGAGGGCCAAGCCCUGA
Oncorhynchus nerka (sockeye salmon) is the source of this 2811-nucleotide messenger RNA. RefSeq lists its product as uncharacterized. The record is from RefSeq and is a predicted model, not a curated record. NCBI's taxonomy places the organism in Eukaryota, Metazoa, Chordata, Actinopteri, Salmoniformes, Salmonidae. The transcript has 4 exons. The coding region runs from base 1 to 2811 and encodes 936 amino acids.